UUGAUUCUUCUUCCAUUUCUCUGCUUCUCAACCCUUUUUCGAAUACCCACUUCGAGAUUCUACCCUCAUGGCUCUUGCUUCUUCCAAAGCUUCAUCCUUUUCUGGUUUUUCUCUCUCAACCAUUGUUGGGGAUGGUCUGAGAAAACCAACUUCUUCUUCUUGUUCUUCUCUGAGCUUUGCUAUCUCUUCUUCUUCUUCCCCUUUUUCUCUUAGCCUUACUGAGAAAUGGGGAAGCAGAAACCUCAGGGUUUGUGCAUCAACUGUGCCUCUCACUGGGGUGGUUUUUGAACCAUUUGAAGAGGUCAAGAAAGAUGCUCUUGCUGUUCCAUCAGCACCUCAAGUUUCAUUGGCUCGUCAGAACUAUGUUGAUGAGUGCGAAUCUGCAAUUAACGAGCAGAUAAAUGUGGAAUACAACGUCUCCUAUGUGUACCACUCCUUGUUUGCAUACUUUGACAGGGACAAUGUGGCUCUCAAGGGACUUGCCAAGUUCUUCAAAGAAUCUAGUGACGAGGAAAGAGAACAUGCUGAAAAGCUUAUGAAAUAUCAGAACAUUCGUGGUGGAAGAGUUGUACUUUACCCCAUCAAGAAUGUGCCCUCAGAAUUUGACCAUGAGAAAAAGGGAGAUGCAUUGUAUGCAAUGGAAUUAGCUUUGUCUUUGGAGAAGUUAACAAACGAAAAACUUCUGAAUGUGCACAGUGUGGCAGAGCGCAACAAUGACCCUGAAAUGGCAAACUUCAUUGAAAGCGAGUUUUUGACUGAGCAGGUUGAGGCAAUUAAGAAGAUAUCAGAGUAUGUGGCUCAAUUGAGAAUGGUUGGAAAGGGUCACGGUGUUUGGCACUUUGAUCAAAGACUUCUGCAUGGGGAAGAUGCUGCUUGAUCUUGAAUAGCCUUCUUUUAGUUUCGUUCAACUUGGGUAUUUUCUUAAGUUCUGGGUUGUUUUCUGUUUCCUAUGUACUGAGAUUUAGGAACUCAGAGUAAUGUAUCUCCUAGUAUCACAUGUAAAACGCUACAAGACUAUUAUGCAAUAACAUCUGUUAACCUCUUUCAAUAAUCUUUGUCUGCAAUAAAAAUGGCGUUGGUUACUUAGGUCUAUAUGGAAUUAUGUGAUGCUUUGAAAAUUUCAUAUACUGAAAUCUAGAUACUGCAGAAUACUAG
Messenger RNA from Gastrolobium bilobum, 1155 nucleotides. RefSeq names its product ferritin-1, chloroplastic-like. Bases 68 to 877 code for a protein of 269 amino acids. Gene Ontology annotation, biological process: iron ion transport; intracellular iron ion homeostasis. Lineage: Eukaryota; Viridiplantae; Streptophyta; Magnoliopsida; Fabales; Fabaceae. Gene Ontology annotation, molecular function: ferrous iron binding; ferric iron binding. The transcript has 8 exons. Gene Ontology annotation, cellular component: cytoplasm. The record is from RefSeq and is a predicted model, not a curated record.